AAAACUCAUUCUUUCUCCUUCAAGAAACAAGAAAAUAGUGAAACACGCACACAUUGUGGUGUUUGGUGGGUCGCUCAAAGAUCAAGAAACUGGUAUGCUCGAUCUGUACCGAUAAUUUCUUCUAUUUGCUACGAACCUGAUCCAGCAUUGAAAAUAGUUUGUCGCCAGAUUUCACCUGUUAUACCCCAUAAUUACAAGGAGAGUAGCUAUCAUGUAUCAGUUUUUACUUUUACGCUGAAUAAUUUUGGCAAAACAACAGCAGAUGUCACCUUGCUUUUCACAUGGGCUGUAAGUGCUAUGUUUUUUUAGUUGCUGUUAUAGUUACCGCGUGUUAGUUUUAAAUACUUGUUUUUUGUUGAUGAAUUGAGUGCAAACUAUUUGAUGUAUGCAUUCAUAAUUCUGUUGGAGGACAUUCUGAAUUUACUGGUCAGCACUUCAACUCAAAGAUAAAGAUGCCUGAUGGGGUGCUCCUACAUCACAAGACUGCAAAAGAGAAAUCUCCCGUCACAUUUGCGAUUGUUGCAGAAGAGGCCAAUAUGUUCAUGUCUCAGAAUGCCAUGUCUCUGUUGUAUCUGGUUCUUGCGAGGGUAUCUCAGCGAAGGACAUGCGGCAUGAAAAUAAACAGGCAACAAUUGGAUGUUAGAGUCGUAAUCAUUACAUUGUGAAAUUUGGAUACAAAUUUGUAUACAUACACAUCCAAACUAAGUUUAAUCAGCUUUUGAUUCAUGGCUGGAUUUUUGCUUGGUGAUGUCUCAAAUAGAGGAGCACAUUCAGGAUGGUAUUUUUCUAGGAAGGAGAUUGAAGAAAAUUCACCAUCCCGAGCAGAUGGCAUAAAUUUGAAGAAAGAAACUUACCUACGCAGAUCAUACUGUACGUUUCUGAAACAAUUAGGCAAGGAACUUAAAGUACCUCAAGUAACUAUUGCAACAGCAAUAAUCCUUUGUCAUAGAUUCUUUCUUCGGCAGUCCCAUGCAAAGAAUGACAGGAGGACCAUUGCAACAGUGUGCAUGUUUCUUGCUGGCAAAGUUGAAGAAACUCCUCGCCAAUUGAAAGAUGUAAUCCUUGUUUCAUAUAAAAUUAUAUAUAAGAAGGAUCCAUCAGCAGUUCAGAGAAUCAAACUGAAGGAAGUGUAUGAGCAGCAGAAGGAAUUAAUUCUACUUGCAGAGACUCUUGUUCUUACAACUCUUGAUUUUGAUCUUAACGUGCACCUUCCUUAUAAACCUCUUGUUGAGGCAAUAAAGAAAUUUAAAGUUGGUCAAAAUGAACUUGCUCAAGCUGCUUGGAAUUUCGUAAAUGAUGGACUUCAGACAUCUCUUUGCUUGCAAUUUAAGCCCCGUCACAUCGCAGCUGGAGCCAUAAUCCUUGCUGCCAAGUUUCGAAAGGUGGAGCUCCCAUCUGAUGGGGAGAAGGUCUGGUGGCAAGAGUUUGGUGUCACCCCACGCCAAUUGGAGGAACUGAGUAACCAAAUGCUCGAGCUUUAUGAACAAAUUCGAAUGCCGCAGUCCAAUGAUGCUGAAGGAACUACGGUUGGUGGGAAUUCCAAUCGGACCACCGUAAAAGCUCCAAAUAGUAACGAUGAAACAGCAGCUGCAAACAGUAAUUCCCAGACCGGAGACACUAGUUCGAGACCUGAAACAUCAAAGCCUGCAUCUUCUAAGAUCGCCCUUGAUUCAUCUGUUGCUAACCAGGUUGGGCGCUCUGUCUCUAAUCCUGGUAGAAGUAGUGAUUAUGGGGCCAAAGAAAUGACACGCAGGGUGAUAGAUUAUGUCAAAAUUAAUCAACAUUCUGAGGAGGAAAACUCACUGCAAGCACAAGAUGUGGCGAGAUCUCGGUCUGAUAAUGGUGAAAAAGAGCAUGAAAACAAUACUCUUAGAACUGAAACUAAAGAACACGCUGAACCGAAAGAUAAACAUUACAGUAGAAACCCAGAUCAUAAGGAUGGUAGUAAACUUAGCCGGCCUCCUCAAGAAGCCAUUACAAAUUUUGAUACAGACAAGUACAAAGCUGCAAUAGAAAAACGAAGGAAAGCAACUGGUCAUAUAACCAAAAAAACAGAUUUCAUGGAUGACGAUGAUCUCAUUGAGAGGGAACUGGAGGAUAUAGAUUAUACUCCUCCUCAUAGUGAGAAGAGUAAGCAAGAUAGAAGGCAAAGCUGGUCUAAGCUCUCAGAUAGAUCAGAUUAUGACAACAUUCACGGGGGACAUCAAGAUCAUGCAGAUGAGAAACCUCAUGGGGUAAAGGGUCUGCCAUCACUCCAAGAUCAUGCUGUGGAAGAAGGUGAGGUGUCAGCUUUUGACUGCAUUAGUUUAGGGCUUCCGUCACCCAAGUCAAGCAACCGCAAGAGGAAAGCAGGGAGCUCACCUGAUAGAGUGGUGGAGGGGAAGCAGAGACAUAAUUAUGGUUGUGAAUCUCACCACAAUAAUCGUUCUGAUUAUGUUGAAGAUCAGAGCAAGGUCAGCAGGCUAGGCCAUACUUAGAGGGACAACAAAAGGCAUCCACAGGCAUAACAUGAGUUCUUGAUUAAUGUCGCAUUUCUUCUGAAGAAAUUCAACUAAUGUCUCUUGAUUAUUAGGAUAAAUCAGAUUCGAAGUUUCAUCUUCAAACUCUUUUGGUUACAUGGUCAAUGUUUUCGUCUUCCACAAACACUGCCUCGAUGACGCAUACUUCAUGUGUUGGUAAAUCUUCUUUCACACUUGUGAUGUCUACCAUAUUGAUCCCGAAUUUGGCUUUUCCUCGAAGAUCAAUCUCCCUUCUUUGAUGUAUAUGAAAAACGGAUCACACAGAUGGGCAUGUCCCCACUAGUAUAUAUAGGUCCGUUUGAAUUAAUUUAUUUGAGCUUAUGCGAUAUAACAUAUGCAUAUAAAUAAGUUUUUAUGUAUUAUUAUAAGUUUUUCAACGUAGAUUAUGAA
Messenger RNA from Trifolium pratense (red clover), 2909 nucleotides. RefSeq names its product cyclin-T1-3-like. The transcript has 11 exons. NCBI's taxonomy places the organism in Eukaryota, Viridiplantae, Streptophyta, Magnoliopsida, Fabales, Fabaceae. Gene Ontology annotation, molecular function: cyclin-dependent protein serine/threonine kinase activator activity. The record is from RefSeq and is a predicted model, not a curated record. Gene Ontology annotation, biological process: positive regulation of DNA-templated transcription, elongation; regulation of transcription by RNA polymerase II. The coding region runs from base 726 to 2477 and encodes 583 amino acids. Gene Ontology annotation, cellular component: nucleus; cyclin/CDK positive transcription elongation factor complex.